GACAUUUCAUCACCAAAACCCCAUAAUCCCCUUCUGUCUCUUCCUCUGUGAACUCUCUUAAACCCUAACCAUUAACUCCUCUCUCUUAUUCUCUCCGACCACCGUAUCUACCGUCGUACUCUCUCUCCGUCGCGGUAUUCGUGAAGGAAGGAGAUUCAGCUAAAGAGGGUUGUUUUAGAUGGCUUAUUUGCAAUAUGGCAGAAAUGCCCUUCGAAAGGUUAUUACGGACACUAGUGUCCGGAGCAAUGAUCGUGUGGUGAAUCCGGUGCUGUAUGCUAGUCAAGGACUUAGAUUUAGGAAGUUGGAAGUUGUUUUAACCACGAGCAUAGAGAAGCUUGGUAAAGCCGGUGAGACAGUGAAGGUUGCUCCUGGACAUUUCCGCAACCACCUUAUGCCCAAGUUGCUAGCGGUUCCAAAUAUUGAGAAGUAUGCUUAUCUUGUCAGGGAACAGCGCAAGAUCUACCAACAUGAGGAGGAAGAAGCGGAGGUUAAAGUAGUUAAAGAGACUAAGGAAGAUAAGCUGAAAGAAUUCGAGAAGGCAGCAAGACGUCUUGAUAAUUCUAAGCUGGUAUUGCGGAGGUUCAUCAAUGUCGAAAAAUUUCGUUUACGUGCCUCAAAAGAAGAGCCUAUAGAAUUGCGUUCACCUAUUACAAAGGAGGACAUCAUAGCUGAGGUAGAAAGGCAGCUUAGUGUGCGCAUCACGGCUGAUAACGUGCACCUACCUUCCCCUUUGACGACUUUUGGUGAGUAUGAGGUGCCACUACGGUUCCCAAAAUCUAUCCCUUUGCCGGAGGGGAAGGUUCAGUGGACUCUUGCAGUUAAAAUCCGGGGUAAAUAAAGAUGGUCUUGUUAGCUUAAUGAGCACUCUGGUCCCAGGUUAUUCUGGGAUGUCGGUUUUGUCUUUUGUAAUUUGGUAACUAUUUAUUGUAGUGAUAAAGCUUCGUAUUUUAAGUAAAAGAUGUUCUGAAAGUUGCCCAUUUGAUUUUGUAUUUUUUACCUAUAAAUUUCUGUCUGAUAAAGUGACAAAGGUUGUCCAUUUUCUCUGUUGACAUUUGGUGUCAAAAGACUAAAUUUGGUUCUUUGGUUCCCC
Messenger RNA from Quercus robur (English oak), 1090 nucleotides. RefSeq lists its product as uncharacterized. Gene Ontology annotation, cellular component: ribosome; mitochondrion. The transcript has 6 exons. The record is from RefSeq and is a predicted model, not a curated record. Gene Ontology annotation, biological process: translation. The coding region runs from base 179 to 838 and encodes 219 amino acids. Gene Ontology annotation, molecular function: structural constituent of ribosome. Lineage: Eukaryota; Viridiplantae; Streptophyta; Magnoliopsida; Fagales; Fagaceae.